Messenger RNA from Suillus bovinus, 1815 nucleotides. RefSeq names its product cytochrome P450. Lineage: Eukaryota; Fungi; Basidiomycota; Agaricomycetes; Boletales; Suillaceae. The record is from RefSeq and is a predicted model, not a curated record. Bases 23 to 1582 code for a protein of 519 amino acids. The transcript is spliced from 13 exons. Gene Ontology annotation, molecular function: heme binding; iron ion binding; monooxygenase activity.
CUACUCACGCACCACUCUAUCCAUGUUUCCUUCAGUUGAUGGUCGCCUUGCUAUCUUCGCCGUCUUACCUGCUUCCCUGGUUGUCAUCAAAUCCCUCCAAUGGCUCGUUAGGAACAAACAGAACAAACUUCCCCCUGGCCCAGUGCCGCUUCCACUGUUAGGAAACGUCUUAUCUAUCAACACCAAGGAACCUUGGUUGACUUAUACCGAAUGGGCUGCUACUUAUGGAGACUUGGUUUUCGUGCGACUUCUAGGACAGGAAGUCUUAGUGAUCAAUUCUCAGCACAUUGCAGAAGCCUUGCUGAACAAGCGUUCUCGCAUUUACUCCGAUCGACCAUACGUAGCCACAGUUAAGCCAUUUGGCUGGUCGGUCAACUUUGCAUUCACAGGCUAUGGUGACGAAUGGCGUCUUUGUCGGCGCCUCUUCCAUCAGACUUUCCGUCCCAACUCAGCACUCAAAUUUCGUCCAAUGCAGCUCAAGCAGGCUCGUGAGAUGAUCGUCAGCCUAAUUGAUGACCCUCAACAUUAUCGUUCCCACUUCGCAACAUUCUCUGUAUCAGUCGCGAUGUCGGUGACAUACGGCUAUCAAACUGGCCUUCGUGAUGAUCCUCUGGUUCAACUCGUAGAUGAUGCACUGGCCAUUGGGAUUGAGGUGGUGACUCCAGAGAGAGCAAUCUUGCUCAAAACCUUCCCCUUCUUACUGAAGUUACCUGACUGGUGCUGGGGAUCCUCAAUCAAACGCGAGGCUCAAGCUUCCACCAAUCUCAUGACUGAAACGACGGAGGUGCCAUUUCGAUAUACAAAGCAGCAUAUGGUCGGGAAUUUGGUGCAUGGUCAGUUUUCAAUGGUGGCAGAAAAUCUUCAGCGAAUGGAGAGGCAAGACGAGGCAUCCAAACUAUUAUUUGAGGGUGCCUUAAAGAAAGCAGCUUCUACUGCUGUUAUGGGUUCAUACGAGACGACUACUUCAAUCUUGAUGGCUUUUGCUCUCGCCAUGGUUUCUUACCCAGAUGUUCAAAAACGCGCACAAACGGAGAUCGACUUGGUGGUUGGGCGGGAUCGCUUACCUACAUUUGAAGACAGAGCGUCACUACCAUAUGUUGAAUCUGUUCUGCGGGAGACUUUGCGAUGUCAGCCUAUCGGACCCAUUGUGCCACGUGCCACCUCGAGUGAUGAUAUAUAUGACGGUUACUUUAUUCCAAAAGGAACGAUUGUCCUAUGCAACAUAUGGAACAUUUCACGGGAUGAAAAACGGUACCCUGACGCAUCUACGUUUAUACCAGAGAGAUUCAUGGACGCCGAUGGUGGGCUGACGGACGAUGACCCAGCUGAAUAUGUAUUUGGCUUUGGCCGACGUAUAUGUGCAGGCCGGUAUGCUGCUGAUGCCUCUGUGUGGUCUGCUAUCGUGACUAUGUUGGCCACGGUGGAGUUUUCUCCUGCCAAAGAUGACCAGGGCAAAGUGAUCGAAUUUACCCCCCAAUUCAAGACGGGACUCACUCGUGCUGCUACGGUCUUUCCCUGCAGUAUUUCUCCACGUUCUCAUGUUCAUUCAGGAAUUGUGGACGCUUUACGAACGGGGGAGUAAUAUGUAUAUGGUCUCAUCGUCCUUUUCUAUGUUCUGACUUGGGCCAACUGCCAAUCUGUCAGUCCCCUGCAUGAUCUUUUCGUGCCACAUUGUUCUCAGUGUACUUAUAACCGACAAGUCCUUUUUUCAGUUCGAAUUGCGUUGGCACAUAUGCCUUGUUUGAGUAGUUUUGAUUUUCUACUUUGUCUAUAUUUUAUGGAUGAAAAUAUGACGCUUCGAUAUGACACUCCAAA